Marmota monax (woodchuck) is the source of this 6851-nucleotide messenger RNA. RefSeq names its product methyltransferase like 24 (gene Mettl24). NCBI's taxonomy places the organism in Eukaryota, Metazoa, Chordata, Mammalia, Rodentia, Sciuridae. The coding region runs from base 445 to 1545 and encodes 366 amino acids. The transcript is spliced from 5 exons. The record is from RefSeq and is a predicted model, not a curated record.
GACAAUCAGAGCUUGUUCCUUGUAGCAAAACCUGGCUGCUCACCUAUCCGCCUCCCGUUUGUCUUCCAAUAAUACCAAUACCAGAAGAUGAAAUUAUGGCCAAGGAUUCUAUUAGAAACGAGCUUUUCCUGGCCUUGUGUCUUUCACCUCGGCCCGGCUCUGGAGAUCAGGGCGGAGGUCGCUUCUUGAGGGUCCCCUGGUUAGUCCAAGCCGCUUGCAGCCCGGGGACCGCGCCUCGCCCCUUCCACCGGCCGGUUGCGCCCGGCUGGGCAGGAUAAGGUUACGCUGGGGCUUCCCGGGUCGGAAGGGAGGGAGGCGGGUCCGAGCCCGUGCCCCGGCCCGAGGGGGAGUUUCCAGAGUUGGCAGCUCGGGCCUGCGGGGCCAUCCCUGCUGGGCCAGGAGCUGCCUGCGGGACCCUGAGUGCAGUCCCGGCCCACCCCCGCCAUGGUCCGGGAGAGGCCUCCCGGGAGGAGCUGCGGCGCCCUGCACCGGUGCCUGCUCGGCGCCGCGCUGCUGCUGGGCCUGCGACUCUGCGUCGAGCUGAGACGCGCCGGGUCGGGACCCUCAGUCCACAGCGCCCCGCGAGGCCACAUCCCCCGACCACCCGGGCCGCACCUGCCACCAGCGCCCGUCCCGCCGCGCGGUGCAAGCAAGAGACAGGUGACCUACGUGCGCAGCGGGCGCAGAGCACCGCCGGGGGGCGGCGGGAGCGGGACGCCGGAGCCAAGCUGCUGUGCCCCUCGCGGGCGGCCCCGCCAGAAGGGUCCCCGGUGGCAUAUAGAGCUCCAGCCUUGGGCAGGCCCUGCUCAGUCCCUGGAUGAAGAAGCCUUGAGGUUCCUGCAAUACAUCAGCACCACCCAGAUUGCAUGUGAUCACAUGAGUACAGACGGCUUGGCUACUGACUCCAGCUCUGCCAAGAAGCCCUGGUUGGUGUGUCUUGAUGACAGGUUUGGCUUAGCUCAUCAAAUCCGCAGCAAGCAGUGCCGCCUCUAUUCUUUAGGGCUGGGAAGCGAUGAUACUCAUUUUGAGGUGAGCAUGGCCAACGAGGGAUGUGAAGUGCAUCGUUUUGAUCCUAGUGUCAAAUCAGCUCACAUUCUGGAAAGUCAGCGCCUCUGGUAUCACCGCUUGUCCAUCGAUUGGCGGGAUCCCCAUCCAGCUGUUGCUGCCCCAAAAUUACAUAGCAACACCAGAAAACUGGGAAGCAUUUUGAAUGAAUUUGGACAUCACAAGAUUGAUGUUCUCAAGGCAGAUCUGGAAAGUGCAGAAUGGAAAGUUUUGGAAAAUCUUAUUCUGGAAGAUGUCCUUGAACAGAUUGGACAGCUCAUCUUUGAGAUUCAUCUCCACUGGCCUGGGUUUGAGGUCAGCGGCAGUGACAGCAGCGUCGUGCGAUUCUGGUACAGCCUCCUCAAAGAGUUAGAACGGAAGGAUUUCAGGCUUUUUUACAGUUAUAAGGAUUUAUCUAAACCUCAGCUAUUUCUGAAGAAAGACAUUUUCAAUGCUAGUAGCUGUUACACUCUGAGUUGGGUGAAUACAAGAUGGAAAUAGGAUGCAGGACCUCAUCCAGAAUCCAAGGAAAUAUUUGCAAAAUGGAGCAUGUCUGUGCUUCUAAUCCCAGAUUUGCCCAACCAGCCUCCCACUGACCCUUUACCUGCUCAAGACAGGGAUUGUGGUAUUGUCUGUGCAGUGCAUGUACCCUGGUGCUUGGCGUAUGAUAAGGGCACAGUUGAAGGGAUGGACAAGUUUGCUUAAACUCAGACUCUUUGCCUUUGACAGAGUGUAAUCCCCCACUCAUUCCCAAGAAUCGUCAUGUAUCUAUAGCCCAUGAGUUCACCAACAUUAAAAUGAAAUUAUGUAAAUUUUCCAUUUUUAGUAGGUUGAUGAUGAGAAUUCUUAAGUUUAUUGUCCAAUGUUUAAAAGUGACUUUGACUCACUUCUUUCAAGGUUUCCUUUGUUGACUUAAUCAAUCAUAUUCUUUGCAACCUGAUGGAUUUCAACCAUUGUUUCUCAGCCUUUGCUGAGGCUUGUUGUGGCUUUAUAAGAACCACUGAUUCUGGUUUCUUGGAAUCAGAUGCAUUAAAUUCUGUCACUGAGUUUAAAAAAAUAGACCAUCAAGGGCUUUGAUCGAGAUUCUCAAUCUCAAAUUCCUUUUGCUUCCUACAAAAUUUAGCAUAUGUAGAAAACUGUUGCCUCUUCUGUCUAUGGACAUGACUGCUCCUCCCCCCAGACUUGCCUAUACUGUUAAAUCUUUUUUUAAAUACACUACCUUGAAUGUAAAGUACAUUUUUCUUUAUUGCCAGUGGCAUUUUUUAUAAGACUGUAGCCCAUAAUCUGUUUUUCCUAGAAUAGUAUUAUAGUGUUUCAGUGUUUCUAAACUUUUUUACAUUUUUAAAAAUUAAGUAGAGAAUGUAGGCUCUCCAUUGUUCAUAUAAUCUCCAUCAUCCCUAUAUGCAGGAACAGACUCUCCUAUGAAUGAUUUUUUAAAAUUCUCUUUUGAAUAAAGUGGUAGUAUAAAAAUAAACCAAAUUAUGCCUUAUUAUAAAUUAGGAAUUUUUUUUUAACAUCCUGAGAGGGUGUGAAAACUCUUAUGUAUAUUGUUUGUUCAAAAAAUUGGCAGCGGGGGAGUAGAACACUGAAUAUUGCCAUGGUUUUUCCUUCUUGCAGGUUUUUACUUGCUUCUGCCUUCAGAUUCCUUGGUUGGAUUUUUCUUUAUUGCAACAAUUUGAAAAUACCAUUCCUCAAGUGAGAACCAACAUAGAAUAGAACGAUCUAACUUGAGUUCAAAAGAGAACAGAACUUCUGAAUUAAUUGUGACUAUUUUUAAAGGUAUAAAUGAAGUUUUGAUUUGAAACUCACAGUACACUAAUAAAAGUUGUUGGAUUGAGAGGAGCAGCUUAAAGAAGUAUAAUUUGAAAUGGCAGCUCAGUCUCUUUGAUGUGCAUAGGUAUUUCAAAUGUGCAGAAGGGUCCAUAAACUAUUAGUUUGUAUGCUGUCCUCUCCUAAGCAAAGCUCACUUUAUUCAGUCCAGUUCCACUUGAAUUAUGUCAAUUUUUUUUCUUCAUAAAAAUUUUAUACACUGAAAUACAUAGUAUAUAUUCUUAUAUUGUACAGUGUGGAGUAUGCUAGUUUUAAGUAUGCAGCCUCAUCAACUUUUAGAUGUAUACACACCCAUAUCAAGAUUUUUAAUUCAAAGAAUUAAUUUAAGGCAUUACUGAAAACUGUUUUGUAUAAGGCCAGUUAACCAUUUGUUCAAGAUUGAUGGUGCAGAACAUCUACUUCAUCACUCUCUAUAUCUGAAGUAAGAAUGGAUGUAAUGUUAAAAAAAAAUCACAAACACACCAACCUAUACCCACUAACUAGGCAGCCUGUUCAAUAGUGAUCCAUACUUAUUUAUGCUUAUUUCCCUUCAUGGAUAGUUGAAAAUUACAAUGAAUAUUCUGAUGCCUGUCUCUAGAAACCCUGUCUCUAGAGUUGAUUAUGUUUGUCAUGUAGACCAGGUUUUCCUAACCUUUCCACUAUACUAUUUUGAGCUGGGUAAUUCUUUGAUGGGGAUGGGAAGACUAUACCAUGCAUUGUAGGAUUUUUAGCAGCAUCCUUGGCCUCUACCUACUAGAUGGCAGGAGCAAAAACCUCUUCCCCACAAGCUAUAACAACCAGAUGUAGUUCCCAGACAGUGCCAAAUGUCUCCUAGGGGGCAAAACCACUCACUGUGGAGAAGUACUGGUGUAGGUCAUGAGAAGGGGAUCAGGUUACCACAGCAUGGUGUUUGCUUUUAAAAAACCGGCAAACACAACAUCCUCUUGGAAGGAAUAGACAAAACAAUAACCAUCCCCACCAGAACCACCACAAAAGCAGCACAAACAAAAUGCAGCAAGUGAACAAAAAUCAAGAGUUAAUUGCCAAGAUCUUACAAUAUGCCAGGUACCUUGCUUAGGUUAUUUCAAAUUCUGGCCACAACCCCAAAAGUAAGUAUAAUUUCCCCAAGUGUAUGGACAAAGAAACUCUGAGCCUGGCACAGUGGCGCAUGCCUGUAAUCCUAGUGGCUAGGGAGGCUGAGGCAGUAGGAUCUCGAGUUCAAAGCCAGCCUCAGCAACUUAGUGAGGCCCUAAGCAACUCAGUGAGACCCUGUCUCUAAAUAAAAUACAAAAUAGGGCUGUGGAUGUAGCUCAGUGGUCGAGUGCCCCUGAGUUCACUCCCUGGUACCAAAGGAAAAAAAAAAUUGAAUGUUACUUAGCUUAUUCCGAUUAUUCUACUAGUAGAUGGUAGAACAGAAAACUACCCUUUGGUCUAUCAGAUCCCCACAAAUACCAUGCCUGUUUCCCACCAUGAUCUUUGUAGCCAUUAUCAAAUGCAAAAUGCCACAUUUGAAGGCACUUUUUUGCCUGUUAGUGGGAAAAAAAAAUGGAGGAGGGAGGAGUGUGGAUAUAAUUUUGUAGCAUAUAGAUAGAUUUCUUUAACUUGAAUCAUCUAUGUAAUCAAAGUAUGCCCAUCAAAUGGAGGCUUACUGAAGAAAUAUGGAACCCAGAUUCUCUGUUAAUAUAGUUAGACUGCCAGUAAAGCUCUUGCCAGGCCUUGGAGGGUCUUUUGCCCAGGCUUGUUCCAAUACUUGGUACUUUCCUCCCAGGCUUUAGAAAGGGCACAUAUGAAUUUGCUGCUUUGUUUAAAACUUGUCUUUGACCUGCAAAUGAAUGAGCUAAGUUGGGAACAUCCGUGAUAUGCAUGUCUUUAAUUAACUCUUACCAGCGUAGUGUAUUUCAUAAAUGAUUCUGAAAAUACAAAUUUAAUGAUGUUUUGAUCAGAUUAUUUUUUAAAAUUUGCACUUUUUUAGGGAUAAGACAUAUGAGGAUGUAAGAGAUUCUGAAGUCACCUUUUAGCACAAACUCUGUGUCAUGAUUUGAGCUGAAAGUCAAGGAAAAGUUUUCCCCUUCCUCUUUUCUUAUUGUGAUUCCAUUGGUGCAGUUAUAAUAGGUUAUCAUAUAAAUAUUUGUAACUGUUUGACAUGUUCACAUGAAGAGAGCCAGGGAAAAGUGAAUGAACCUCUAUUAGAAUCGACUAAUAUUUACAUAAGGGCAGAACAAAAGUAAUGCAUGAAUUUACCGUAUUUAGUCCAAAUCUGUUAUUCAUGUAAGCAUUUCUACAUUAGUUAUAAGAUCUUUUAAUAAAUACAGUCCAAUAUUUGAAUUUCUUAAGUAUUAAAUGUUUGGAUUUUGCAAAGCUUGGAUUAAGCCAGGAAGUCAGGUUCAUAAUAUUUUGCCAGUUGAAAAAUCAAGCCCUUGUAUGAACAGAUGAUUUUACUUGACAAUACAACAAUACCUCCAAAGCUCAAUUAAUGUAAUUGUUCUUUUCUGCUGGCAAUAAAUUUAUGUUUGCUUUUCAUGCAAUAAUUCUUUUCAUGCUAGCCAAUUGCUGGCACUUUGGGAAUUCAAUAAUUGCUUUAUGCUCAAAAAUUUUCCUUUUACUUACCUUGAAAGAGGUGUUUUAAUUUUAUUUAUAUGAAAUCAUAACCCAAAGAAUCAUCUAUAUUUUUAAACCUAUCUAAAUUUAGAGAUUAUUAAAUUUUUAAAAAAUAAUUUUGUUAAAUUCCUGUCCUUAGAAAAAUAAAUCAAGCAGACUUAGUGUCAUUGCACUUGCCUAGCAUGUGUGAAGCCCUGGGUUUUAUCUUUAGCACCACAUAAAAAAAAUCAAAUCAAAUAAAGGCCUUCUGUCCAUCUACAACUAUAAAAAAAUUUUAAAAUACUAUAACUGUCUUAGUGAUUGAUUUUGUACAGUAAGCUUGGAUAAGGGACUUUUUUGUGGGUGACAACUUCAAAUUCUAAUCUAGACUAUUUUAAUAGAGAAGCCAAGACUGAUAUCUAAUCUAUAUGUAAGCAGAAAAGAUCUAUUGAACAACAUGGUGAUUACAGUAAAUAAUGAUGUAUUGUAUACUUGAAAAUUGCUAAGAGCAGAUUUUAAAUGUUUUCAGCACCCCAAAAUGAUAAGAUGUUGAUGGCAUGAUUGAGUCAUUCUUCAAUGUUUAUGUAUACAAAAAUAAUAUCUUGUACACUAUAAAUGUACAUAAUUUUUACCUGUUAAUUAAACAAGUAUGUCCCAUGAAAUACUUUGGAUAUAUUGUUCAUGCAAAAUGAAACAAAACCACCAGUAGAGCUAUAGAGGUUGGUAAAAAGGCUGUGGUCCUGAGUUCUACAGUGGUCCUUCCAUUGUAGGUCUCUCUCAGGAUGCCUGACCUCUCCAUAGUAGAGCAAUUAAAGGUUAAUGCACAGUUAAUGACACAAUUAGAGGUUAAUGUACAGGCAGCCUCUUGGACCCUGACUCACACUGUGGCUAGGGUCUAUUCUAACUGGUUUGUCUUCUAUCUUACUUGUUAUUGGAUAUAGGGUAUAUCAAUAUUUACUCCUGGAUGGACAUUAGAAAGAUGUAUAAGAAAAAAAGUUCAAAUGUGUUCUGCAACAUUGAUGAGAAACUACAAUUAUGUAUGAAUAAAAUAUUAUCUGUAUUAUUAUUUCUCAAGGAUUGAUGUCAGAUCAAACAUCAUUUGCUCAGGGACCCCCUCCUUAAGAUCUUCAACUAUGUGUCCCCAGGGACCUCUAUUCUUUCUAUUUUCACUCUUGUUGUUCCUUAAUGUAUCUGCUUGUAUUAUGUUGUUUUGACCAGCAGACUGUAAGCUCCAUGAAGGUAAGGGCCAUGUCCGUAGUCCCAGUGCCUAUUAUGGAACCUGCUAGUUAAAAGGUGCUGAACAAAUAUUUGUUGAAUAUAAAUUUUAAGAGCUCUUUCAUAUAGAAUUUUCCUAUGAAAUUAUUUCACCAUCGUUUUCUAUUGUUUUUUUCCUCUAGCAUUAAAAAUGUUUGGAAAUUAAA